AUGUCUGUUAAAGGAAUUCUCUUUGUAGCUGCCUUGACAAGUCUUUUGCUCCCUUUGAUGCUUACUCGUGAUCUAAUUUUUCCAUCCCAGCUUAAAGGUCUUCCAACAAGCUCAUCGGUCCUGUAUUCAUCCUCAGAAGUGAUACUCCAGCGUGUAUCCGAAAAUGGAACGAAAGAAUGCCACAACAUUACCACAAGAGCUGCUUACUUCUUUGGGCUUCCUAUGCCGGGAAAUGAAGGACCAAUUACCAUGUCCACUGGAGUCGUCCACAAGUUUUGGAUUGUUUCAUAUGCAGCAGAUGGAAGGAGGAGGUGCAGAGGAGGAGACUUCUAUGAGACUGAUCUCUCAGGCCACAAAUGGAAGUCACGACCACCUAUAACAGAUUAUGGGAAUGGCUCUUACCUUGUGGAACUCAAAGUGGAUAAAGGAUUUGAAGGAAACUACACGCUCAAGGCCAUUCUCUUGUAUUCCAAUUUUCAUGGAAUGGAUAAGAAUCCAGAACCAUGGGCUCUGGAAACACAGGUGUUCCAACUGCAGAUCCACUUCGUGAACAACAAAAUUCAAAGGCCUUCGCCUCUUCCUCUUUGUACCAGCAAAAGCCUAAAGUCGGCAAAGACAUGGCUAGGCAAAUGGACAAGAAUGAAGUUCGACGAGUCUUGCAAGCUCGAUGAAGAAGGGCGCUACCGAUGCCUGCCAGACGACGAGCAGUGUGAUGACAGCCAGUGUAGUGGAGCACUAGAGAGAUUGGAAAGCAACGGAUGGGUCUACUCAGCACAUUGUAAGUUUCGGAUAUGGAGCUUCAGCGAUGCAUGGAAGUGCCUGGACGGGAAGAAGCUGUUCUUCUGGGGUGACUCCAACCACAGGGACACAGUUCGAAACCUUGUCAACUUUGUCCUCGGCCAUAACAUUGAAAUCCCGCUCAUGACGCGCACAUUUACACUCAACGUCACCAAUCCCUCCAAUCCUAAGCAGCAAGUGCGACUGUUUCAGGUGUUCAAUGGGCAUUCUGACUCACAGAAAAACUAUAUGGGCCUUAAAUCACUUUCCGUAAAAGAGUACCGUGAGCUUGUCAAGGAGGAAUUCUUUCGUGGAGGUCAACCAGAUGCGGUGAUACUAAACUCAGGCCUUCACGAUGGACACGCCUGGAAACGCACUCAGGACUUUGCCAUAGCUGCGGAGAUUGCUUCAUACUUCUGGUGGUCGCUCCUGGGAGGUGAUGGGUGCAAAGCACGCAUUGUCAUUCGUAACACAAUUGCCACGGCUGGUCAUGCGAGGGCCAGUCCCUCAAAUCCCCAAAAGAUGGCAGCUUUCAACUCCAUCUUAAGUGACGAGUUUGGGAGACGGCUAAAAUCUCUGGAGAAUCUCAUGUUUGUGGAUAACUUUGAUAUGACGUUUCCCUGGCAUUACAACCAUGACUGCAGUGACGGCACUCAUUAUGGGGUUGAGCCUUCUUUGUCACCAUGGAUGGAUCGUGUUGGGCACUUCAACUUUGUGGACUUGAUGCUUGUGCAUGUUCUGCUGACUGGAAUUUGCUUGUAA
Selaginella moellendorffii is the source of this 1539-nucleotide messenger RNA. RefSeq lists its product as uncharacterized. The transcript is spliced from 2 exons. NCBI's taxonomy places the organism in Eukaryota, Viridiplantae, Streptophyta, Lycopodiopsida, Selaginellales, Selaginellaceae. The record is from RefSeq and is a predicted model, not a curated record. Bases 1 to 1539 code for a protein of 512 amino acids.